Molecule: messenger RNA, 3956 nt
Organism: Esox lucius (northern pike)
Lineage: Eukaryota; Metazoa; Chordata; Actinopteri; Esociformes; Esocidae
Exons: 9
Coding region: 30-3956 (1308 amino acids)
Biological process (GO): regulation of Rho protein signal transduction
Cellular component (GO): plasma membrane
Source: RefSeq, a predicted model, not a curated record
UCCCAGGACUACUUCGGGUGUCCAGUGCCAUGAAACUGAAUCCACAACAAGCUCCGCUAUAUGGUCAGGUUGUGAUAACAGUACAGCUGUGUGACGAAGAGCAGACUGAGGAUGAGGAGGGUGAGGAGUACUACCUGUUGUUCUCUGGCUCCUCCCAGAGUCACCUGACCAGCGCCGUACUGAGCAGCCAUGACACCCUGCAAGCGAUGUGUCCCGCCCAUGACUGCAGUGAAUUGGUUCGGGUCACCCUGUGCAGGGCCCUACCUGGCAACCUAUCGGUGUGUGAAACUUUGACCUCUGUGUUACCGGUGGCAGAGCAGCAGUUCAGCUUCGUUCAGGACCUGGCAUUUGACAUGGCCCAAUUUCUGGUGAGCACUGCAGGGAGGCCUGAUGGCCUGGAGGGGGCGCUGCUGCUGGACGAGUGUCGGAUCCCACUGGAGGAGUGUGAACGACUGGAUGAGAGUCUGUCCCUGGCAUUGAGACACCUGGACCUGCCUGAUGGUUGGAGCCUUCUGGGAACACGCCUCAGGAGCCAGGCUGAGCCCCCAUCGCAGGAGACGUUGCUCCACUUUGCGGCGCGUCGGGGGCUUGGGAGGGUGGCUGCGUGGCUCCUACUGCAACCAGGGGCCCCUGAGGCCCUCCGACUGACCAACCGACAGGGGCUCACGCCUGCCGCCGCCGCACAUCAGAGGGGCCACCGACACCUGCACCAGCUUCUGACACAGGCGGAGGAGGAGGCGGAGACUGUUGCGAACACAGGGACUCUCCAGCUGGCUCCAGGUCUCAGGGUGGCGUGUCACCUUCCCAGACUGAACACCUACACCAUGACGGUGGGGGCGGCGCCGGGGGCAGACCCCGCCUCCCUCCAGGGACUGGUGGAGGAUCUGAAAUGCCUGAUCAAGGAACACCCAUCGCUUGUUCAGCUACAGACUGAGUCAGUCCACAGGCGCGCCGCGCUGGAGGACGGUGCCCAAUCACGGGGAGGCGGCGGAGCUCAGGGAGCAGAACAGAGGACGCAGGACACCGGGGAGGAGAAACAGGGGUGUGGGAAAGGAAAACACGUCGAGGUGCAGGGUGACAUAGGUCCCUGUCACGCCCCCCAGACCUCAGCGAGGCCCCCGGAUAAUAUCUCCGUGGAGAACUGGGCGUGUCCCGUCACUCUACACACCCCCAGAGAUUACAGCAGAGCAGAGUGCGAGGAGGGAGAUGUGAGGAGGGAGGAGGCCGCAGGAGUAACGGACUGUGCUGGCUGCGAGGGACAACAGAGCAGGCAUGAGGAUAGAGGAGCCUGCUCUGAGGGCAGUGGUAUUGAGGGAAACAGAAUCAGUGUGACCCAGCGGGCUGUGGAUGGGACAGAACCACAUGUCCAGGAAGCGGGUUCUGAGGAGGGCCAAGGUGAGAAAGACGACGGGCAGAGGGACCCGUCUGCCCUCAGUGGAGACGCGGAAACAUCCACCGUAGCAGCAAUGGGGCACACUCAGUCUCCGGGGAAACCGGCUGCACCAGAUUACCCAGACAACCAAGGGAAGUGGGGGCUGCUGGGGGAGGACAAGGAAGAGGACAGCUGUCAGGAUGGAUGUGACACCCUUAACUCUGAGGAGAUAACCAGAACGGCCUCUAUCAGCCCAGGCCAGUAUGUGUCAGACCCCUCUCCUGUGGACAGAGGACAGGAGCUACAGGAGGAUCCAGCCACACCGAUGGAGGGCCUCCGUGAGGGGGAUACCCAACUGGAAAAAAGCCAGGAAACAGCUGCUGCGACAAGGAAACAUUUCCCCCCAACAGAGCCAGGCAGCAGUAUGGACGAGGAAACUAGAUUCCAUUCUGUGGACCAGGCAGAUAAAGAGAUGGGACAGUACAGUAUGGACAGUACAGUAACUGAGGAAUUAGAUUGUGGAAAGCUGCUGAACUCAAGUGGUGGUCAUGUUGAUAGAGGAUCAGGUGAUGGUCAUGUUGAUAGAGGAUCAGGUGGUGGUCAGGUUGAUGAAAGAUCAGAUGGUGGUCAUGUUGAUGAAGGAUCAGGUGUUGGUCAGGUUGAUGAAGGAUCAGGUGGUGGUCAUGUUGAUGAAGGAUCAGGUGUUGGUCAGGUUGAUGAAGGAUCAGGUGGUGGUCAUGUUGAUAGUGGAUCAGGUGGUGGUCAGGUUGGAGGACCUGGCGGUGAUCAGGUUGAUGGAGGAUCUGGUGGUGGUCAUGUUGAUGGAGGUUCAGGUGGUGGUCAUGUUGAUGAAGGAUCAGGUGGUGGUCAUGUUGAUGAAGGAUCAGGUGGUGGCCAUAUUGAUGAAGGAUCAGGUGGUAGUCAGGUUGAUGAAGGUUCAGGUGGUGGUCAGGUUGAUGAAGGUUCAGGUGGUGAUCAGGUUGAUGAAGGUUCAGGUGGUGGUCAGGUUGAUGAAGGUUCAGGUGGUGGUCAUGUUGAUGAAGGAUCAGAUGGUGGUCAUGUUGAUGAAGGAUCAGGUGGUGGUCAUGUUGAUGGAGGAUCAGGUGGUGGUCAUGUUGAUGGAGGAUCAGGUGGUGGUCAUGUUGAUGGAGGAUCAGGUGGUGGUCAUGUUGAUGAAGGAUCAGGUGGUGGUCAUGUUGAUGGAGGAUCUGGUGGUGGUCAGUUUGAUGGAGGAUCCGUGUUGGCACAUGAACAGCCACUGUUCUCCGAGGCCCAGUCAGAUGAAGAGGAGGACUCUUUCAGGUCAAUCAGUAGCUCCUCUACAGAGAUAUUCCACAUGACGGAGGAGGAAUCAGAGAGAGAGCUAGGAGGGAUGGAGGAUGUGGGUGCUCUGGAUAAUCUACAGGGGAGGGAGGGUGUGGGUGCUGUGGAUAAUCUAGAGGGGAUGGAGGAUGUGGGUGCUGUGGAUAAUCUAGAGGGGAUGGAGGAUGUGGGUGCUGUGGAUAAUCUAGAGGGGAUGGAGGAUGUGGGUGCUGUGGAUAAUCUAGAGGGGAUGGAGGAUGUGGGUGCUGUGGAUAAUCUAGAGGGGAUGGAGGAUGUGGGUGCUGUGGAUAAUCUAGAGGGGAUGGAGGGUGUGGGUGCUGUGGAUAAUCUACAGGGGAUGGAGGAUGUGGGUGCUGUGGAUAAUCUACAGGAGAGGGAGGAUGUGGGUGCUGUGGAUAAUCUAGAGGGGAUGGAGGAUGUGGGUGCUGUGGAUAAUCUAGAGGGGAUGGAGGAUGUGGGUGCUGUGGAUAAUUUAGAGGGGAUGGAGGAUGUGGGUGCUGUGGAUACUCUACAGGGAAUGGAGGAUGUGGGUGCUGUGGAUACUCUACAGGGAAUGGAGGAUGUGGGUGCUGUGGAUACUCUACAGGGGAGGGAGGAUGUGGGUGCUGUGGAUAAUCUACAGGGGAUGGAGGAUGUGGGUGCUCUGGAUACUCUACAGGGGAGGGAGGAUGUGGGUGCUGUGGAUAAUCUACAGGGGAGGGAGGAUGUGGGUGCUGUGGAUUAUCUACAGGGGAGGGAGGAUGUGGGUGCUGUGGAUUAUCUACAGGGGAGGGAGGAUGUGGGUGCUGUGGAUUAUCUACAGGGGAGGGAGGAUGUGGGUGCUGUGGAUUAUCUACAGGGGAGGGAGGAUGUGGGUGCUGUGGAUAAUCUACAGGGGAGGGAGGAUGUGGGUGCUGUGGAUACUCUACAGGGGAGGGAGGAUGUGGGUGCUGUGGAUACUCUACAGGGGAGGGAGGAUGUGGGUGCUGUGGAUUAUCUACAGGGGAGGGAGGAUGUGGGUGAGGGGGACUCAGGGUUUCACCGGCUCCUGGUUCCUCCGGUGGUCUGCACCAGUCCUCCCUGGUCCCUGUUGACCCACUGUCCUGUUGCCGGUUCUGACUCUGAUCCAGAUGGUCAUCCGUUGUCCACUGAAGACACGGUGGAGCCUUUCAGCCCUGCAGAGAUCCCCCCAGAACCCUCAUUAAAGAACAAGUCAGAACCCCAGUCUCUGCCCCCUCCAAACCCCUGUCAGAACCCCUGUCAGAAUGUCAGUCAGAGCUGA